AUGCAGACAAACAUCAACAACAUCACAACUGCCCAGACCCACAUGUUCUCACCCUGCUCAGACCCACCAGUUCUCACCCUGCCCAGACCAACCUAUUCUCACCCUGCCCAGACCCACCUAUUCUCACCGCUGCCCAGACCCACCAGUUUCCACCUACCAGACCACUAUUCUCACCCGCCCAGACCCCACCAGUUCUCACCUGCCCAGACACCCUAUCUCACCAGACCCGACCUAUUCUCACCCUGCCAGACCCACCAGGUCCCAAUCCUGCCCAGACCCACCUAUUCUCACCCUGCCUCAGACCCACCUAUUCUCACCCUGCCCAGACCACCAGUUCCCAUCCUGCCCAGACCCACCUAUUCUCACCAUAACCAGACCCACCAGUUCUCACCCUGCCCAGACCCACUCAUAUUUCCACCCUGCCAGACCACCUAUCUCACCCUGCCAGACCCACCAGUUCCCAUCCUGCCAAGACCCACCUAUUCUCACCUGCCCAGACCACCUAUUCUCACCCUGCCCCAGACCCACCUAUUCUCUAACCUGCCCAGACCCACCAGUUCUCCGACUGCCCAGACCACCUAUUCUCACCCUGCCAGACCCACCAGUUCUCACCCUGCCAGACCACCUAUUAUCACACCUGCCCAGAACCCAUCUAUUCUCACCCGCCCAGACCCACCAGUUCCCAUCCUGCCCAGACACACUAUCUCCACCUGCCAGACCCACCAGUCUCACCCUGCCCAGACCCACCUAUUUCUCACCCGCCCAGACCACCAGCCAUUCUCACCCUGCCCAGACCCACAUGUUCCACCCUGCCCAGACCCACCAUUCUCACCUGCCAGACCACAUGUUCCCACCCUGCCCAGACCAACCUAUUCUCACCCUGCCCAGACCCACCUAUUCUCCACCCUGCCAGACCCACCCUGCCCAGACCCACAUGUUCCACCCUGCCCACCACUGUCCCACCCUGGCCCAACCCACAUGUCCCACCCUGCCCAGACCACCUAUUCUCACCCGCCCAGACCCACCUAUUCUCACCCUGCCAGACCCACCAGUUCUACCCUGCCCAGACCACCAACCCACCCGUUCUCAGCACUUGCCCAGACCCACUGUUCUUCACCCUGCCACCAAGCCCACCAGUUCUUCACCUGCGAGACCACAUGUUCCCAACCUGGCUCAGACCCACAUGUUCCCACCCUGCCCCAGAACCCACCCGUUCCAUCACCCUGCCAGACCCACCAGGUCUUCACCCCUGCCCAGACCCACCUUUUCACCCUACCCACCAUAGUUUCCCACCCUGCCCAGACCCACUCGUUCUCACCCUGCCCAGACCCCACCAGGUCUCACCCUCUCAGACAACAUGUUCUCACGCCCAAACCCACAUGUUCCACCCUGCCCACCACUCCCCCUGCUCAGACCCACAUGUUCCCACCCUGCCCAGACCCACCAUGUUUCCACUCUGCCCAGACCCACCUGUUCUCACCGCUCCAGACCCACCAGUCUCACCCUGCCCCAGACCCACAUGUUCUCACCCCUGCCCAGACCCACAUACCCACCAGUUUUCACCCUGCCCAGACCAACAUUUCCCACCCUGCUCAGACCAUCAGUUCUCACCCUGCCCAGACGCACCAGUUCUCACCCUGCCCAGACCCACAUUGUUCCUACCCUUGCCCAGACCCACAUGUCCUCACCCUGCUCAGACCCAUCAGUUCUCACCCUCAGCCCCAGACGCCAUCCCAUGUUCUCACCCUGCCUCAGACCCACAUGUUCUCACCCUGCCGAGACCACAUUCCCACCCUGCCAGACCCACCAGUUCUCACCCUGCCCAGCACCGCCCACCAUGUUCUCACCCUGCUCAGACCCCACAUGUUCUCACCCUGCCCAGAGCCACACUUUCUCACCCUGCUCAGGACCACCACGUUCACCACCCUCCAGACCCACAUGUUCCCACCCUGCCAACCCACCUGUGCUCACACCUCCUAG
Molecule: messenger RNA, 1980 nt
Organism: Salvelinus sp. IW2-2015
Lineage: Eukaryota; Metazoa; Chordata; Actinopteri; Salmoniformes; Salmonidae
Source: RefSeq, a predicted model, not a curated record